This is a messenger RNA of Haplochromis burtoni (Burton's mouthbrooder), 6729 nucleotides long. It is a transcript of the gene gabra6b, whose product is annotated as gamma-aminobutyric acid type A receptor subunit alpha6b. Gene Ontology annotation, cellular component: synapse; dendrite membrane; neuron projection. Gene Ontology annotation, biological process: monoatomic ion transmembrane transport; nervous system process; synaptic transmission, GABAergic. The record is from RefSeq and is a predicted model, not a curated record. Gene Ontology annotation, molecular function: GABA-A receptor activity; transmitter-gated monoatomic ion channel activity involved in regulation of postsynaptic membrane potential; inhibitory extracellular ligand-gated monoatomic ion channel activity. NCBI's taxonomy places the organism in Eukaryota, Metazoa, Chordata, Actinopteri, Cichliformes, Cichlidae.
GACAUCUUUGUCACCAGCUUUGGACCUGUUUCAGAUGUUGAGAUGGAAUACACCAUGGAUGUGUUCUUUCGUCAGACGUGGAUUGACGAACGACUAAAAUUUGAGGGCCCCAUUGAGAUCCUGCGGCUCAACAACUUGAUGGUCAGCAAGAUCUGGACACCGGACACAUUUUUCCGCAAUGGCAAGAGGUCGAUCUCUCACAACAUGACUACCCCCAACAAGCUGUUCCGCAUCAUGCAGAACGGAACUAUCCUCUACACCAUGAGAUUAACUAUAAAUGCAGAGUGCCCCAUGCGUCUGAUGAACUUCCCCAUGGACGGCCAUGCCUGCCCACUUAAGUUUGGGAGUUAUGCUUACCCCAUCAGUGAAAUUGUGUACACAUGGAAGAAAGGUCCUCUGUCGUCUGUUGAAGUGCCACAAGAAUCAUCCAGUUUGCUGCAGUAUGACCUUAUUGGUCAGACAGUUUCCAGUGAGAGACUAAAAUCCAAUACAGGUGAAUAUGUCAUUAUGACCGUUCAUUUUCACCUGCAAAGGAAAAUGGGCUUCUUCUUGAUUCAGACUUACAUUCCCUGUAUCAUGACUGUCAUCCUGGCCCAAGUCUCAUUCUGGAUUAAUAAGGAAUCAGUUCCAGCUCGGACUGUGUUCGGUAUCACCACUGUCUUGACGAUGACAACACUCAGCAUCAGUGCCCGCCACUCACUCCCUAAAGUCUCCUAUGCCACAGCCAUGGAUUGGUUCAUUGCUGUUUGCUUUGCCUUUGUCUUCUCCGCCCUGAUUGAGUUUGCCGCCGUCAACUACUUCUCCACCUUACAGGCCAACAGGGAGCACCGGAAAGCAGCGGCCAUGAAGGCAGCAGCUCAGGAGGCAGCAACUGCGGCCGCUGCUCCCGCUGUGGCCGCAGGGAAUGACGUAGAGGUGUCCUCAGUGGAUGCCAGUAGUGUGCUUAAGAAGAGGAUGAACUCCACCCCGAUGUUUGAGCGUCCUGCCAAGACAUUUCCCAACCCACCGGUCAAUGCCCAAGCAUUCCUCCAGCAAGGUUCGGCUGUACCAGCCAACAAUGUUCUGACUGGCACCAGCAUCAUCGACAAAUACUCACGCAUCCUUUUCCCCCUUUCGUUUGGCGCCUUCAACCUGGUCUACUGGAUUGUCUAUCUUACCAAGGACACAAUGGAGAUGUCCAGAGAUACCAUCUAGGCCUAGUGUUUGUUCUUCUGGAUGGCACACACACACUUACAUGCAUACAUUUACAUUUAUAUGUAUCAGCCACAACCUUAAAACCAGCGACCGUUGAAGUGAACAACAUUGAUCAGUUCAUUUAAAUGCAGCACUCUUCUGGGAAACCUUGGGCUCUGACAUUCAUAUGGAUUUUACUUUGACUUGAACUGCUUACCUAACCUUUGUUCCCGACUAAGCACACCCCACCAUUGCAACAACAUUCCCCAACAACUGCAACCUUCCCAAGCUGUAUAAUUUACCCCCAUGAUAUAAAAACUCCUCAGGAAUGUGUGAAGAACACAACAAAGACAAAAGUUCCCAGAUACUUAUCUGAUGAUGAAUCAGUGGAAUUCUCCAGAAUGAGCCACAAAUUCACAGGAGAUACACUCUACAGAAGCCAGGCACCAGAGGACACCCAGCCUCAGACACCCCAUGUCCAUAUCUGGACAGGUUAGAUUUGCUUUUGCAGAUCAAGUGGAACCCAGUGCUAGGCAAUUAGAUUUAUUGUUAUGGCUAAUCUGAUAUAAAUUUAAGAGGCACAAACAAAAAGUUCCACUUCUCCAUAAAAAAGCAAAACCCAGUUAAGUAAGUUAUUAAGUUCUUUUGAUGUCUUGCACUACUUACAAUGCUCCUACUCCAUUUAUCAUAUCAAGUAGCCAACUCAUGUAGGUAAGUAAUAAUGGUGGUAAGUGACAAAAAACUGCUAUGUACACAUUGCAACACAAGCCAGAUUAUUUGUGCCAAAUGCUUCCCCUUAAACACUUCAGGAUGUAAGCGAAAAGUCUGAACCUGGAGUUACACAGUACAUGAAACAAAAGAUAACCAUGACUCUGGUCAUGCUCCUGACCUGAUGUACCACCUAUUUGGACAUUAUAUUCCCUUCUACUACUGACUGCUGCUUAGUCGCUUGGCUCUAUCUGACCCAUCUCUAAUCAUUGUUAUUUACAUUUUGAAGAGAUCUAGUUCCUUAAUCCAGAAAGAAUACCACAGGAGAUUCAGAUAUUAAUUGUAGGAUAUGUUUACCUGGCUGCAGAACUAGGGCAGCCACACAUCUAUAAGUUAUAAAAGUUAUAAGUUAUUUUUGAACUGCCAAAAAUAUUAUGCUUAUCCAUUUAUUCAGAUAAAAUAUUUUCUAAUUUAAUAUCAGCUCACUGACUUUUAUAUGGCUGCAAAUACAAGUAAACAUAGUAAAUAGAUAGGAAGUAAACAUAGUAUAGAAAGACUCCAGAUAAAGGCUUCAAGGCUACCUGUACAAUUUCUUCUUUAUCUUGCAAAUCACAAUCGCUAACAUUAACCCAUUGAACCCUUCCUAAUAGCAAAGCAGAUAUAAUCUAAAAAUAUAAUAUAGAGUAAGUUUGCCACUAAACUUCGUCUAUAAGUUACACGACAAAAGCAAAAAUAUAUUUAAAAAAAACAAACAAACAAAAAAAGCAGGUUGCCGGAUUCUAGUGCUGUAGAAGAUAGAACAUUUAUGGGGAGAUUCACCACAUAGAGCAAUCUGAUCACUUAAUAAACUGGAUUUUCACACAAAGAAAAAAAAUACUUGCCAAGCUCUCUUUUUGCCACCUCAGUGCAUUGUAUUUCAUUUUAUCUUGUUGCAUGGAAAGCAAGUGUUUUGAGAGCAGAUGUACCUGAUCCUUUUGCCAACUUGACCAGGCAACUCAAAGCCAUAUGAGCUCCAGAGCCCCAUGCUCUGGUAUAAUUUAAAACAGAAACUACAUCUCUCUACCACUCUUUUUCAUUCAUUUCAAAUCUCUGAGAUAUAAAAAAAAAUUACCCAUUAGUAAUAGCUGAGGUAGGACCUACUUUGGGAGAGCAAGAGCUAAAGCAUCCACAAAGAUCCACUUUGUUGUAUGUAUUGAUUUUCUGUGUGCAUGCAAUUCACAUGCAGUUCCAGACAUCAGAAUGAUAUUGCAUCUGUGGUUGAAAUGACACAUUUCCUGCUUCAAUAUUUAGAACACACGUAAGGGAAUAAGUGUACUUGUCCUGAUACUGCAUCCAUUGUGACUGAGUGGCUGAAUUGCAGGAACUCUCUCACUGCCAGCUCUACUUUCCACUAUUCAUUUUUUCCCUUCCAACACUCUAUUUUUUGGUUCAUUGGCUUAAUUUCCCUCUGCUGGAGUAUAGAGGAUGUGAAGAAAAACCUUCAAAGGGUUUAGAUGGUGUGUUCCACAGAUUCAUUGGCUGCACUGAAUAUUUAGUGUCACAUGCAGAUGCAGAUGGAAAAAACGUGUGCAUACAGUUACUAGAGGGUUAAAAACAUCCACGCAUACCACUUAUUUACACUUUAUGUUUGUUACGAUUUGGGGUCAAAUUAUAUAUCCUAGAAGUAUAUAUAUAUAUAUAUAUAUAUAUAUAUAAAAUGAGAAAAUUACACUUUGUUUGAGCCACAUUUUUGGACUAAAAUAUUGACAUUACUUGCAACCAUUUAAUACAGCGAGGCAUGGCAAUAACCCCCUUUUCACAGAAAAUAUUUAAACCUUUAUAUGCUAAUGUAAGCAUUUUAUUAUUCAAUACUUAUUUUUUCUCCUUUUUUUCAUAAUUUUAAUUGGAGUUAAAUGAUUCCUGCAUUGGUUCCCAAUAAUUUGUCAAGAUGACAGCCAUUGCUCUAGUUUUUCAUUAAAAAGCAGCAGAAAUAGAAAAUUAAACCUAUCAUCACCAAUUAUACAAAAUGCCAAGACAUAUUCAUUAAUAAUCCACUUAUGCGGAUUAGCAUAUGAUUAUGCAGUGUUUCCAAUUAAGUACAAAGGGUAACAUGUUCAAGAUAUGUGGUGUCUACAUCUAAACCAGUGUGUUUACUGCCUCAUUGCAUGCAUCAUGCACGAAGGGUGUUUUGAUUUAAAGUGCUUUUAUUGACAAAGACACAAAAAAUAAUAUUAUUUAAUAUUUGAUAGUAUUAAUAAUUAUUAUUCAUAUUAAAUAAAAAAAAACACCUGACUACAGCACCAAAAGAUUGUAUGAAGUCUGAAGUCUGUGUCUGUUGAGUGGCUGUUUGAUAUUGAUGAAACAUAAACAAACUUUAUGGUGGAGAAGUUUUUCCCCAUCUUCUUGUUCAGUUUUGAAUAUUCAGUUUGAAACAAGAAAUAACAUCAUGUUUAAUAGUAUUCAAUCAUUUUAUGUAAUUAUUGUAUCUUAUAUGAACAUUUGUGAAAACACAGAUAUAAUCAGUAAUGCAAAGGUCAAAUGAAGACAAUAUGCAAUGCAACAAAAAAUGCAAUAAUAAAUCAGUUUGAACUCUAAGGUUCAGAUCAAUUUCAUAGAAAAUGUUGGUAGGAUGCAAAUGUUUUCUUUUUUUUUUCUAAAUUAGCAUUUUAAAUCUGUUAAUAAUAAUAAUAAUAAUAAUAAUAAUAAUAAUAAUAAUAAUAAUAAUAAUAAUAAUAAUAAUAAUAAUACAUUAAUAGAAGGGUCUUUGAAUAUUGCCAAGGAUUAUACAUAGCUGUUUUGUAUGCCAUCACUGCAUGGUAUGAUCACAGUUGCCAUUAGGUUAGCCACUUUAUUAGGGUUAAGCAAAGACGUGUUCUGCUUGUUCUGUUUUAAUAAGUUUGUAGAUCUGUGAAAGAUAGAAUGUCUUGUAUCCUACAUGAAAAAUCUGAUGUUCUAGGUAAAUUGUGUUUGAGAUCCUUGUUCAGUUGACACUGAGAUAAAGUGUAUUGUGAUCUACGAUCUUUGUAAACUGAUUUUCAAAGAUUUGCUCAUUUUAAAACCUGUUGUGCAUUUUUUUUUCACAUGUAAAUUAGAAGACUAAAGUAACAAUAAUGGCAGUCUCUAUAAACUGUCCUUGUAUCUUCCUUCUUUCCCUACUUUAUUCAUCACCCUCUUCCCCUCUGUCUAUGAGGCAGAGGCUGAAGAGAUGGGACGUUUCAACCCUUAAUGCCCUGUAUGUCAGGCUGUGUUGUGGAACUGCCAGUGAAAUCAGACUGCCAGAGAACUAUUGGUGCAACCCCAAUGGAGCCUCGGAGCACUGACUUUGUUCCACCUCCAGCAGUGACUGGGCAUUUUCUCUGCAGAACAAUAUUCAGUCAAAUAAUCAGUUUAAACAGUGCUGAGAAACUUUUUUUCUAUACGACUGAACUUGUAUGCAUUUACCCAAAGCCUAGUUGCAAGAAUCACAUAUGCAUGAACUCUGACCCUUUAUGUGUAUGUUAGGGUUGUUGAAUGUAGAAGAUAACGGACUCUAUAUAAAAUAGAAUUCUAUUGUUCUGGUGACUUUGGCCACAAAUUGGCCUUUGCAGUUUUUAUUUUUAUUUUUUUGGUCAUUCCACAGACAUGGCUUAUUGAUUCUUUAUCGAAUAAUGUUUUGUUCUGUUUUUCUUAUUUGCCUAGAAGUUUUUACCACACCUUAGAAGACAGUGAAUGCCAUAUACUGUUAUAUUAUGUGUAUAUUUUGUGAAUAUAAUGAGAUAUUUAUGUAUGUACUCCUAUUGUAUGGCUCUGCUUGAUGAUCAUCUCCACAUCUUCACAAUAUUAGCCAUUUGUACCUGUCUGAAUGACUACAGCUUUUUACAUUUUAUGAAUUUAGUUGAUCCCUUUUUGCUCCUUUAUACACUGUUACCAAGUAAGGCUUGCUUUUUGUUUGUGUUUAUUUAUUAAUUUAUUUUCAAAAGAUAAUAUGUGCAUAUGUCCAUGUUUUGUCAAUAAAUGACCCCUGCUCAUUUUCAUAUAUAUAUGCAUUGAAACAUGCAUUUAUAUAUACAUUGAGCCAUCACUCAAAGUGCAGACUGAAAAAAGAAAUCAGAACAACAAUGAGAUGAGAGUACAUAUUUGCACUAUUUCUCCUUAUAAAACCUUAUCAAACUCUGAGCUCACGCUACAGCAUCUCAGUUGGGUUGAGGACUCAUUUCAUUGUUUUCCAAACAUUCUGCUUUAAUUUGCAUCAGGUAAUUUUAAUAUUGCAACACCCAACCUUUAGAUCAUACACUAUUGCUCUGAUUUUUUUCCUGUAACAUUUCGUUUAAGAGUUUCAAACUCACUGUUCCGUCAGUGAUUACGGAAUAACCCGGGCUUAAAAAUAGGAAAAGAGUCUCAAACAGCGAUGCUCCAUUUUAGUAUUGGCGUGCGGUGCCUAUUCCCUCUAACAAAAUGCUGUGCAAGUUAUCUAGAUUUCUUCUAUUUUUCACGUCUUUUAUGAUGCAUGUUAUACUCCCAGUGUGCUCUUUUGAGGGAAGCGCCUGAAUUUCCUGUUUGUAGACAGUUUUGGACUGGUGAACACCUCUCUGUAUAAAUGCCUUUCUAGCUUUAUAUCAGGUUCAUACAUCUAUGUAAUACAUCACUUAUGGUCCUAUGAAAGUUGUUUCAAUUCAGGGAUGGUUUAGACCAGCUCCCAAACUUAGCAUGUUUUUAUUUAUAAGGAGAGAAAUCUUUACAAACCUCAUAUAAGAUGGCAUUAACUUAAUUGGAACACCUGACUUCAAGUAGCCUCUGAAGAAGUCAUUAAAAUAGGUUCAUCUACUUUUUUGUUUUAGCCUGCACCGUGAAUGAUUACUCUGUGUGUUUAAUAAAGACACGGCAAAAUUA